AUGGUGCGUCUAUAUCAGGGCUGCUGCAUAUAUACCCCGAUCUAACACAGCACAUCUCACCUUCUUUACCGCAAUACCCCGUGUAGUAGGGCAUGAAUGGCACGUGGUGGGCAUAGAACCCGAGCCUGGCACUGUGGAUUAUGAUUUAUUCUGCCCGGACUCUUAUUAUACAGGAAUUGAUGUGCUUGCAGUUGUCGGGUCAUUAUGCUGCUGCACCUGUGUAGUGUUAAGAAUUUGUACCAAAACAGGUUCCUUGGCCUGGCUGCCAUGGCCUCUCCCUCGAGGAACUCACAAAACAGGCGCCGGUGUAAAGAACCUCUUAGGUAUAGCUACAAUCCAGACCAGUUCCAUAACAUGGACAUCAGGAACAGUCCCCAUGAAGGAGUAAGCAUACCAAGAUCCACAAGUGACACUGACCUGGUCACAUCAGACAGCAGAUCAACUCUGAUGGUCAGUAGCUCAUAUUAUGCAAUAGGACACUCACAGGAUCUAGUUAUCUACUGGGAUAUAAAAGAAGAAGUGGACGCUGGAGACUGGAUUGGCAUGUAUCUUAUUGAUGAGGUGCUGUCAGAGAAUUUCCUGGACUACAAGAACCGUGGUGUGAAUGGAUCACACAGAGGUCAAAUUAUUUGGAAGAUUGAUGCCAGCUCUUAUUUUGUGGAAUCUGAAACGAAGAUCUGUUUUAAGUACUACCACGGAGUGAGCGGCGCUCUGCGGGCUACAACACCAAGCGUCACUGUGAAAAACCCAUCCGCACCAGUUUUCAAAACUAUCACCCACGAGGACACUCCGCAUGGCCAAGGAAGCCGCAGACUCAUCAGUUUUACACUGUCAGAUUUUCAAGCACUUGGUUUGAAGAAAGGGAUGUUUUUCAAUCCAGAUCCAUACUUGAAAAUAUCUAUCCAACCUGGAAAACACAGCAUCUUCCCGGCUUUGCCUCAUCAUGGCCAAGAAAAGAGAUCAAAAAUUGUAUGCAACACAGUCAAUCCUGUCUGGAAGCGAGAGUUGUUUAGCUUUGUAUCCCUUCCAACUGAUGUCCUGGAAAUUGAAGUGAAGGACAAGUUUGCAAAAAGUCGGCCAAUCAUCAAAAGAUUUUUGGGCAAAUUGUCCAUGCCUGUGCAGCGAUUGUUGGAAAGGCAUGCAAUAGGUGAUCGUGUUGUUAGUUACACCUUGGGUCGUAGACUUCCUACAGAUCAUGUCAGUGGACAGCUGCAGUUUCGGUUUGAGAUAACCUCAUCCAUUCACCCAGAUGAUGAAGAUGUCUCUGUUUCUUCAGAUCCAUUAGAAGCUACACCCAGUGCAAGUCCUCAUCAGUAUCCAGCUGAGGACACCGCUAACGGAUCCCAGAGAAGGACCUCAGUUGGCAUUGAAAAUCCGUGUUCCUCAAUGCCAAAUGGGUGCAUUACAACUGGUGUUAAUGACAAAAACUCUGUGAUGGAAAACAGGUCUACUAGUCAGACCAGUUUACACAAAAAUGCAAUAGAAAGAACAGGUGCUGACAGUCUUCCAGUGGAUGUAGCUGAAAACCCUGAACCCAGUGAAGCUGAGAGGACUUUACCUAUAGUUGUCAAUGAUUCUGAUCAAUGUCAUGGGGAAUCUAUCACAACGGAUUCUGAAGCCAAAGCAGAGAGCAUUGCAGAUGUUAAUGCAGAUAGCCCAGUUGAUAACACAGAUACAGUCAUUGUAGAGGAAGCAACUGUGUUAAGUGAGGGCUGCAAGGAUGAAGAAAAAAACCCAGAAGAAUCAGUGGACAUAUGCCAGGAACAAGAUUCUGAACCUAAACUUAGAAACAAAGUGAAGCGGAAAACCAGGCCAUGUUCACUACCUGUGUCAGAACUUGAAAAUGUUAUAGCAUCAGCCUGUGGAGAGCCUGAAACCCCUCGAACACAUUACAUCAGGAUUCAUAAUUUACUUCAUAGUCUGCCUUCAGCUCAAAUGAUCGGGGAUGGAGAAGAAGAGGAGCAAAGUGGUGUAGAUGUUGAUGAAGAAUCCACAGUUAAGGAGGUGUCUGAGAAGGAUCUUGUUAGUGAAACAGAAACUGUUAUGCCAGAUCCUUCCUCUGAGGUCGUAGGAGAUGAAAAUGAUGAUGUUGAAAACAGUAGAAGUACGUUCCCCCUUGAUAGUUCCAGUGAACACCUCACUAGCUGUAACCCCCUUUGUGUAGAUGGAGAGCUCCCUAGAACGGAAAGUGAAAGUGACUCAAGCCCAAGGAUUCACGGAGACCAUGACUGUGACACUUGUGACACCUCAUGUUACAGCACAUCCUGUUAUAGCACGUCCUGUUACAGUACUUCCUGUUACAGCCCUUCUUGUUAUGAUAGUCACAACCGCUUCUCCAGCCAUACUCGAUUUUCAUCAGUGGACAGUGCCAGAAUAUCUGAAAGUACUGUCUUCUCCUCGCAAGAUGACGAGGAGGAGGAGAAUAGUGCAUUUGAAUCCAUGCCUGAUUCUAAUCAAAGCCCAGAGCCAGACAGAGAUCAUAAUGAUGGUUCCAUCCAGUGGUCAGAUGAUGUGUCAGGCCAGAGUGGGAAUUCUGAAAGGACUCCAGGUGGUAUGGAUUCUCCUGUAGCAGGACCAUCCAAUAUGAGAGAAGGUGGUUGCCCUCUGCCAAAUAACUCUCCAGCAACACCACCUGUAAGUCAGCUUCCAUCUCUGAGGUCAGAUCACCAUCAUUACCCGACUAUAGAUGAGCCUCUGCCACCAAACUGGGAAGCUCGUAUUGAUAGCCACGGGAGAGUAUUUUAUGUGGAUCAUGUAAACCGAACAACAACAUGGCAGCGUCCAACCACGGCAGCGACACCGGAUGGCAUAAGCAGGUCUGGUUCCAUCCAGCAGAUGGAGCAGCUCAAUCGCAGGUAUCAAAAUAUCCAGAGGACAAUUGCAACAGAGAGACCAGAGGAAGAAGCCGCUGGUAGAAGUGAAAGAGUUCCAGGGGUUUGCGACUCUGAAACAGACCUCUCCCAGCUAAACACAGAACUAAGGAGAGAGGGUUCCAUGACACCUAUCAAUUCCCAGAAAAUUACCUUAUUGCUUCAGUCUCCAGCUGUCAAAUUUAUAACCAACCCUGAGUUUUUUACUGUGCUGCAUGCAAACUAUAGUGCCUACCGAGUAUUCACAAACAGCACCUGCUUGAAGCACAUGGUUCUGAAAAUUCGAAGAGACGCGCGGAACUUUGAACGCUACCAGCACAAUAGGGACUUGGUGAAUUUCAUUAACAUGUUUGCUGACACCAGGCUGGAGCUGCCACGUGGAUGGGAAAUCAAAACUGACCAACAAGGAAAGUCUUUCUUUGUCGAUCAUAAUAGUCGAGCAACGACAUUUAUUGAUCCAAGAAUUCCUCUUCAAAAUGGCCGCCUUCCCAAUCACCUCACACACAGGCAGCACCUCCAGCGGCUUAGAAGUUACAGUGCAGGAGAGGCAUCGGAAGUAUCCAGAAGCAGGGGAGCAUCUUUGUUAGCCAGGCCAGGCAACAGUCUGGUAACAGCGAUAAGAAAUCAGCACCAAAAUGAGGCAGUGCCCCUGGCUUAUAAUGACAAGAUUGUCGCAUUUCUACGUCAGCCCAAUAUUUUUGAGAUGUUACAAGAACGGCAACCAAGUUUGGCCAGGAAUCACGCGCUCAGGGAGAAGAUUCAUUACAUACGGACAGAGGGUACUCACGGGCUUGAGAAAUUAUCAUGUGAUGCAGAUUUAGUUAUACUGUUAAGCCUUUUUGAAGAAGAUAUCAUGUCAUACAUUCCACUUCAAGCUGCCUUCCACCCAGGGUACAGCUUCUCCCCUCGUUGUUCACCAGGAUCCUCACCUCAGAACUCUCCAGGACUCCAGCGUGCCAGCGCCAGGGCUCCAUCCCCUUACAGAAGAGAUUUUGAAGCCAAGUUAAGAAAUUUCUACAGAAAACUUGAAGCCAAAGGGUAUGGGCAAGGCCCGGGUAAAAUUAAGCUCAUAAUACGUCGAGAUCAUCUUUUAGAGGGCACUUUUAACCAAGUAAUGGCUUACUCACGCAAGGAGCUCCAAAGGAACAAGCUUUAUAUAACAUUUGUUGGGGAAGAAGGUUUGGAUUAUAGUGGCCCAUCUCGGGAGUUCUUCUUCCUUCUCUCGCAAGAGCUCUUCAAUCCUUACUAUGGUCUGUUUGAAUAUUCUGCCAAUGACACAUACACGGUGCAGAUCAGCCCGAUGUCUGCAUUUGUAGAAAACCAUCUUGAGUGGUUCCGGUUCAGUGGGCGCAUUCUUGGCCUUGCCCUCAUUCACCAGUAUCUGCUGGACGCCUUCUUCACAAGACCUUUUUAUAAGGCACUUCUGAGGCUUCCCUGUGAUCUCAGUGACCUUGAAUAUCUGGAUGAAGAGUUCCAUCAGAGCUUGCAGUGGAUGAAGGACAACGACAUCACUGAUAUCUUGGACCUGACAUUCACAGUCAACGAAGAAGUGUUUGGUCAGGUCACAGAGAGAGAGCUGAAGUCAGGGGGUGCGAACACACAGGUAACGGAGAAAAACAAAAAGGAAUACAUUGAGAAAAUGGUAAAGUGGCGCGUGGAACGAGGCGUAGUUCAACAAACAGAAGCCCUUGUGCGAGGGUUUUAUGAGGUUGUUGACUCUAGACUUGUGUCUGUGUUUGAUGCCCGGGAACUAGAGCUGGUAAUUGCCGGAACUGCUGAAAUUGACCUGAUAGACUGGCGCAAUAACACAGAAUACCGAGGAGGAUACCAUGAUGGGCACAUCGUAAUUCGGUGGUUCUGGGCAGCUGUGGAAAGGUUUAACAACGAGCAGAGAUUACGACUCUUGCAGUUUGUUACGGGGACAUCCAGUGUGCCAUAUGAAGGGUUUGCAGCUCUACGUGGAAGCAACGGACUAAGGCGUUUCUGUAUAGAAAAGUGGGGGAAAAUAACAUCUCUUCCAAGGGCACACACUUGCUUCAACCGAUUGGAUCUUCCUCCAUACUCCUCAUACUCCAUGCUACAUGAAAAGUUGUUGAUAGCAGUCGAGGAGACAAGCACCUUUGGACUUGAAUGAAUGGAUCCAGGAACUUCUGGUAUUUUUUCCCGACGGAUGACACCACCUUCCUAUUCCACAGACACGGGUUGUCGUUGUGGUCUUGUUUUCACAUUGCAUUUUUAUUUGUUUUUCCUUUUGGCAUUCUUGUUUCAAAAAGAGGCUAUUACUUAUAAACAUGCAUGGGGAACUGGUUCCCUCCAAGGUCCUAUCUUUGUGCUUUCUCCUCUGCCGAACUCAGCAAUCCACAAAAUCUGUAUGCAAUAUAUAAAAAAUAAUAAUACCACAUAUGGACUUUGUUCUCUGUAUAUCUCUGAAAUAAACAAAGAAUUCAGCUGCAUAUUGGACUCUGUACUCAAGGGCCAUUUUUUGUUGUAUAUUAAACUUACUGGCAGAAACCAUUUCUGUCAAAUGAUAAUGGA
Spea bombifrons (plains spadefoot toad) is the source of this 5405-nucleotide messenger RNA. It is a transcript of the gene HECW1, whose product is annotated as HECT, C2 and WW domain containing E3 ubiquitin protein ligase 1. NCBI's taxonomy places the organism in Eukaryota, Metazoa, Chordata, Amphibia, Anura, Pelobatidae. Gene Ontology annotation, molecular function: protein binding; ubiquitin-protein transferase activity. Gene Ontology annotation, biological process: regulation of dendrite morphogenesis. The transcript is spliced from 29 exons. The coding region runs from base 205 to 5004 and encodes 1599 amino acids. The record is from RefSeq and is a predicted model, not a curated record.